This is a messenger RNA of Acanthosepion pharaonis, 612 nucleotides long. NCBI's taxonomy places the organism in Eukaryota, Metazoa, Mollusca, Cephalopoda, Sepiida, Sepiidae. The record is from the annotation of a GenBank genome assembly.
AUGCAUCUAUCUAUCUAUCUAUCUAUCUAUCUAUAUCUAUCUGAAUCUGUUUUUCCAUCCUCAUCUAUCUAUCUAUCCAUCUAUCUAUCGCGAAUAUAUCUAUCUAUCUAUCUAUCUGAAAUAGAUAAAAUGUUCUAUCUAUUCAUCUAUCUAAAUCUAUCUAUUAUCUAUCUAUUAUCUAUCUAUCUGGAAUAUAUCUCCAGUUAUAUAUCUAGAAACGGCCCUCACGAGAAUGUUCCUAUCUAUCUAUCUAUCUAUCUAUCUAUCUAUCUAUCAUUCUAUUCUAUCUAUCAUUAUGAUUAUCUAAUUCUGUUUGGAUCUAUCAUCUAUCUAUCUAUCUAUCUAUUCAUCUAUCUAUCUAUCUAUUUCAUCUAUCUAAACAUCUAUCUAUCUAAAUAUUAUCUACAUUAUCAUUAUCUAUCUAUCUAUCUAAUUAUGUUUCUAAUUCUGUUUUCAUCUAUCUAUAUAUCUAUCUAUCUAUCUGUACGGUAUAUAACACUAUCUAUCUAUCUAUCUAUCUAUCUAUCUAUCUAUCUAUCUAUCUAUUUUAAGAGGGAAUAUGAGCACAGAGCAGUGGUAGUAGCUUCUUUUCGCGCCUGGAAGAAGUCUUAG